This is a messenger RNA of Pisolithus orientalis, 2706 nucleotides long. RefSeq lists its product as uncharacterized. The record is from RefSeq and is a predicted model, not a curated record. Gene Ontology annotation, molecular function: RNA polymerase II transcription regulatory region sequence-specific DNA binding; DNA-binding transcription factor activity, RNA polymerase II-specific. The transcript has 8 exons. Gene Ontology annotation, biological process: regulation of transcription by RNA polymerase II. Lineage: Eukaryota; Fungi; Basidiomycota; Agaricomycetes; Boletales; Pisolithaceae. Gene Ontology annotation, cellular component: nucleus. Bases 1 to 2706 code for a protein of 901 amino acids.
AUGUCAGUCCGCGAGUAUCUUGAGCUUGAGGCAUUCGUAACUUCAGAAAAACUCGAAAGACACAAAUCGGACGCUCAUUCCCGACCUAGCCCUGGGCCUUCGGUAGUGAAUGGUGUAACGGCCCCACCACCUCCACCUCCACCGCAGGCAAACUUGCUAUCAACCAGAGAGACACCUAGUGGUCCCUCUUGCGAUCAGUGCAACGAGCGCUUCAGGUCCCGGACCGACUUAGAUCGUCACAUCAGUUCUUUUCAUGGGUAUUCAUGCUCUAAAUGCCCCGAGCGAUUCCCGUCCUUGCAGGAAUGGGGUCAGCACUUCAAGGCUAAACACCAGAGUCAGUCUAAUGGCGCAUUAGCGGGACAUAGCAGUCCUCCGGUUGUCCCGAUCGCUCGUGCGACAAGUUCUCUGUCUAAUCUUACUGGGAUGCCGUCACCGAAGCAGCAGAAUGGCGUCGUGUGUGGCCAAUGCAACAAAAAGUUCAAAAGUAACGAGGCUUUACAAGCACAUGUAGCUGCGAAGCAUCCUAGUGGACCCAGUUGCCGUGUAUGUCAGUAUAGGGCCACUUCUGCGGCAGCAUUGGAGGCACACGUCAACGAGCUUCACUGCUGUACUAUAUGUCAGGACAGCAUCGUCAGAGAUGCCAAAACACUAGAAGAUCAUAUGGUUGGACACACGCACCCUUUUCGGUGCAAGACAUGUGAAACCACGUACCGCUCGGAGGGAGAGCUUUCUGCUCAUUUUACCUCCUCUGACCAUCAUCCACUCUGUGCAAAAUGCGACACCGGCUUCGUGGAUGAUGCCGCCUUAAAAUCUCACUGUAAGCGCGGUUCAUCCCUCCCUCCCGUAUGCAGAGUCCUCGCGAGGAAGUCGCAUGUCCUCGAAUGUCCUGAACUGCUGGCUUCCCAAGUUGCUUUGGAAGCUCAUUUGGCCGAAGUCCACCAUCCGAUUUUUGAAUGCCACAUAUGUGGGGAAUCAUACUCGGUGCAGGUGUUUACGUCGACUGCAAAAUCCCUGGAGGAGCACCUGGAAGAACACCGUAAUCCUUAUCGCUGCGUGCUAUGCGGUGCUCGCUAUGUCGAGGAAGAGUUGCUCUUUCAACACUACAAAGAGUCUUCGAAUGACAUUCACCCUGUUUGUAUGCGAUGCGACCUAGGUUUCGAAAGUGAUAACGCUUACAAUAUUCAUGUGGUAGAAGUCCAUCGGCCAACCCCAUGUGAAGCGUGCGAAGGCCUGGUCGUGGAUGAGGGCGAUCUUCCGUUGCAUUAUCUGUCGUCUAAGAGGCACCACCCCGUCUGUGAGACAUGUCAAGUGGGAUUCAAGAAUAUGUUUGAUUAUGCGGAGCAUGGUGCUUCGCAACAUCCAGAUUCCCAUUGUUAUUUGUGCCGGUGGCAAUUUGAUUCUUCCGACGCGUUGCAGAGUCACAUCAGGCACUUUUCCAACCACCCAAAGUGCGUCAGUUGCGAUCUUCGCUUUGCUGACGUGGAAACGUACCAACACCACUUGUUUUCAAUUCACUGUCCUAAGGCUGAUGACAACACCGCAGUGCCCACCCAAAUAGGUGACGAACAUCAGCUUUCGCUGCCGGCUUUGGCCGCUCAGCACAACUGGACAGUUGAAAACCAACCGGGACAUAGCACCGAAGCCCAUAGCCCUCUGUAUGCUUCUUCUAUGCCGCUUCCCCCCAGUACGAGCGGUUACUCUAGCCCGACAUCUCAGAACGUCCACUCAGAAAACUCGUAUCAACCGGAUGCUCAGUCAUGCAGUUCUACACUCACUAUUGACCAACCCUCUCCCACGGAGGGCGAGCUGCGGAAAUUUGUUCCUCCGUCUCUGAAUGUGGAUACGGACAAAUAUGCUGACAGUUAUCAGGAGUUUAACCAUUCGCCCUUGUCGAUGGUGCCUGCCGUAGGAACACCUUUAUUAUCGAGUGCACAGACAAUGCCGUCUUUCGACUAUCGAAGUCCGUUCAGUCCCCGCCCUGAUGGACCUCCCGCCCUUCGUCCGACUCCUGCCGUUAAUGGUGUGACCGAGGGAUCUGUACACUUCCGAGGCGAAGACAGUAGUGAUAGCUCUUUUGCACGCUCUCCUCCCUUGAUUUCUCCCGGUGUCAAGUUGCCCAGUCCAGCAUCCGAAUCUCCGACAUCCUCAGGUUGGACGAGCGAUAGCGGCUCCGUUACAAAACUGUCACUUAACUCCCGCGUUUCGUCUCAUCCGAAUAUUUUUUCGGGGGCAGACAAGUCUGUCUCGGUUCUGCAGGUAUCUGAUGUGGUUCAUAACCUGCCAUACAGUAUGCCCGCAUCCACGAGUCCCAUCUCACCGGAGUCUGCGGGAAUCAGCGUUUCCGCUGUCACCCAAACACCGGAGUACCUUCGGGAAGCAAGAGCUUACUUGCCCAUCACUCACCCAACAUCACGAGUCUCGUCACCGUCUGUCCCACACAGUCCAACCAAUUCCUCGCCGAUCCUCUCUUCAACUGGACUUGCAGUAGCAGGAGACAGUGGCAGACGCCGUGAAGUCCGCUUCGAUGAAAAUAUCAUGUCGGAGACGGUGUGGGAUCGAGAAUCUACCUCGAGUGAUCCAUCGCUAGACAUUCCCGUAUCCUACCGAAGGCCAAAUGGGGUUUACGCAAGAAAACACGGUACCGAGUGUUUUCUAGUUUCAUUUUCGAGCCUAACCUGGAAGUACAGGCACGAGCAAAUUGCCUAG